UGGCAAUUACUCACAAAAAUCUAAACGGAGCGUGAAUCAUUCGCGGCCCAUCACAACACACUGUGAUCUACAAAGGGACGCCAGGAGUUAAUGAGCGGCGUGGCUGUUCUAUUAGUCCGAGGACAUUUAGUAUACCUGACCAAAACAAUGGCGUCCAUUUUGCUGGACAUUUAUGACGGUGCAUUGUUCUAGUUACUGAUUAUUUUUUUUUUAAUGUAUCACAAACUUGGGAUUCCCAUGGAUGUCUUAUUCGUGGAGGAAGCGAUAUUUUGAGAUACUUUUAAGGACUAUUAAUACUUUUUCAUUUUUUAAUUUGGGAAGAAAAACCAAGUGACAUUAUUUUCAACAAUAUAGUCAACAGUAGGAUUUUCCACCAUUUCAGUGAUCAUUUAUACUAAACUAUGGAUUAUAAUAACUCACACUAAUUGGAGAAUUUUAUACGGCUGUUAAAACGAAAACUCAUGGAUGUUGUGUAACAGCAGAAUAACAAUAUCAAAGUGGGAGGUAAAAAAAAUUGUACAAAAGAUUGAGGGUCACCCAGAGGAAGUUCAUUGCAUAAGAAGAGGAAAUACUUGUGCGACUGUCUGUCAAUAUGAAUUUUACCACUUUCCCCUCUAAUAUAAGCGUGAGCGAGACAAUGUCUACGACAGCAGCAAUAUUUACCACUGGGCAACCAUCGCUCAGUAGUGGGCAACCAUGGCCCAGCACUGGGCAACCAUUGCCCAGUGAGGAAUCUCUUGCCGCAGUCAUACUAGCCCACAUGAACGAGGAGGAAAAAUUUCGCCAGAUUCCCCUGACGUUAUUUCUAGUUAUUCUUUCGGUAACCGGAUUGUUCGGAAAUGUCUUAGUUUGUUUCAUAUACGGGAGAGUGUAUAAAAUUUCCAACUCCCGAACGUUCAUUAUGAGUCUUGCGGUGGUGGACUUAUUCACAUGUGCCAUAGGAAUUCCAAUGGAAAUAGCGACUUCAUUGGAUCAGUAUCAGUUUCAUUCGCCGUGGGUCUGUAAAAUUUCUCGGUUUAUGAAUAUUUUCACAACCAUAACGGCUGCCGUCGUGCUUGUACUUAUUGCAAUGGAUCGUUAUCGGAAAAUCUGUCGGUCUUUGGAAUGGCAGAUCACAAAUAGAUAUUCCAAGAUACUUUGUGUCUGCUCUGUGAUCGCAGGACUUAUAUUAUCUUGGCCAGCAUUUCCCUUAUAUGGAAUAAAGUCUACUGACCUCGUUUUAACUCCGGAUGUGAAUGGAACAUCUACCGAGUGUUCGAUUGACGAUUCGUCCAAAAACACCCGAAUUCCGCUAAUAUACGAAGCACUGCAUACCAUGGUGUUUCUGGUCGGCGUCGUUUCCCUUGUGAUAUUGUACAUAUUGAUAGGAAGACGUGUUCGAUUUUUCGCGCAAAAGCACGAGGCUCGGAGAGGUAGCUCCUCUAAUAGUCUGGACACCGUAGAACAGCGAAAUGAGAGACGACAAACAAGACGGGAUAAACUAAGACAGUUACAGAGCGAGGGUUCUUCAUCUGACGGUGAUUCCAAUGUUUCCACUGAGACAAAGUCGUCUGUGGUGAGAAACGGUAAACAUAAAAUAAGCUUUACUCUGUCCUCUGGUGUGGGGCAAAAUACUGUGGACAUGAAGCCUGGUGCUUCAGUUCUGAAAAGAAAUAACUCGAGCUGUCUGAACGCACCUAUUAUGGCCAAACAGGCCAAAUGUAGGAAGACGCUAGCUCGGAACACGACUUACCUUAUGUUUUUAAUAACUAUUGUGUUUAUUUUGAGUUUUGUGCCAGUACUCACUUUAGUGUUAAUACGAGAAGUUAAGAAGGAUUUCGUGGAUAAUUUGUCAGACUCGGGGAGAACUGCCUAUAGGUUCUUUUUAAGGUCGUAUUAUAUAAACGCCGCCAUGAAUCCCGUCAUUUACUCCAUCUUUGACAGACGAUUCAGAAAAGCGGUGAAAAGUACAACGAGAGAAAUGAUUAAUAAGUUUCCGUUUUGUAAAUCUUAAUAUAUGCAUUUUAUUUUUUUCCUUUUGUAUUGAAUUAUUUCAACCAAAUCCCACAAAUUAAACAAAAGUUUCCCUCAAUAUUUGACUUGCUUUUCUCGAUUUCAAUUGAUUCAAAACCAUGUUAAUUUUAUACACAAGGGUUAGCAAUGUUGUUUGCCGAUUAUUUCAUUUUUGCGAAAUCAUGUUUGGUUAUAUGUGUAUGUAUAAUUAGAUUUCCUUAACUUAACAAUAUGCAUAUGGCUAGGGUGUUUCUAUCUACUAU
Saccostrea cuccullata (small rock oyster) is the source of this 2255-nucleotide messenger RNA. Its product is annotated as G-protein coupled receptor 84-like. Gene Ontology annotation, cellular component: plasma membrane. The transcript has a single exon. The record is from RefSeq and is a predicted model, not a curated record. The coding region runs from base 593 to 1993 and encodes 466 amino acids. Gene Ontology annotation, molecular function: G protein-coupled receptor activity. NCBI's taxonomy places the organism in Eukaryota, Metazoa, Mollusca, Bivalvia, Ostreida, Ostreidae. Gene Ontology annotation, biological process: G protein-coupled receptor signaling pathway.